AUGGACCAUCUACUCCACCUAGACACAGAUGUCGUCUGCCUUCUGGCAAACCUUGACGCUUAUGACUACAUCAUUGUCGGAAGCGGAUUUGGUGGAGGGCCAUUGGCUGAAGCCCUCGCCUGCAAGCAGUACAAGGUCCUGCUGAUUGAACGUGGAGGCGUCAUCUUCUCUACCCACGUCCUUAAUACCUCCCGUCCUUACUACAACCGUGGCUCUAGCAACUCUCCAGAGGGCAACGAGCGUGUCUACGACGCUGUAAAGGCCAAGGUUCAGCUGACUGAUCGAUCUGAUAGCUACGUCGGCGGACCAGUCUAUUGUGUCGGUGGCCGCACUAACCUCUGGGGUACAUGGAUCCCAGAGAUUGGUGAUGAGACCCUCAACAAGUAUUUUCCCUCCGACGUUGUCAAGUACCUCAAGGACAAGGAUGAACAGUCCCAGGGCUACCAAAAAGCUUAUGGCUACUUGACUGAUGAUGAUCCUCGCGAUGGCAUCUAUCCCGAAGGCGAUGGCGCCCACGAAGUGAGCGCUGAAGACAUUGGUCUUGCCAGUCAGAAACUUAACAACGCCUUGUCAGGAUCCCAGUUCGGUAUUAUGCCUAUUGCUGCCCAGUUUAACGCCCCGGCGCCUUACAAGUUCGCUCAAGGUGCCUUCAGUACCACCCUUGCAAUCAUGAACAGGAUGUAUGCCAACGACCAGUAUCUUUCUGUUCUUCUCGAUACAGAGGUCAUUGCUGUCCAGCAAACUACUGACAAUGCUACUGAGAAGAGAGUACAUGCACUCCAGAUCAGAGACAAAGCAACUGGCACCAUCAAAGAGCUCGGCGUUGGAAAAGCCAAAGUCAUCCUUUCUGCCGGAACCAUUGGUACUGCGUCGAUCGCCUUGAACAGUGGUCUGCAAAAGGCAAACGACCUUGUUGGAAAGGGCCUCAUCGACCACAACGUCUGCUAUGCACGAUUCGCCAAAGAAAAGGACGCCGGUAUCACUGAGAAGCCUCUCAACCUCAAGACCCAUCUCAAGGUCGGCGGAGAAGAGUGUCUCGUCACGGUGACUAUCAAUGCCAACUUCUUCCUCGCUGGAAGUUCUGCGUCGCUCAACACUACGCACUUCUACGACAGGAAGGGCAAGCUUACAAAGCCAAAGGACCCCGAGAAUGAACAGAAGAACUAUGACACUAUCUGUGUUCUGUUCGAGUUCGUUGGCCAACUUGACAAUGACAAUUCUGUCCUCAGCAUCCCUGGCUUGGAUCCUGUACUCGACAUCCGACGAGCGCCCCUCAAGCACGAAGUUCAGUGCGCCAUGGAGGACAUUGUACGCAACGUCAGAGAUGCCUUUGUCGACGCGCAGCCCUUCACGUCUCCUACCACGGGCAAAGAGCUAUGUGCUGACCCUGGUCUUCGUCCACAGCAUCUGGGCUUUGGUGUGUUUUCUCACGAGUGUGGUACCAUGCGCAUGGAUGGUCCGAACGGGGGAGGUGUGGUGGACUCCAAUCUGAAGGUCAAGGGAAUCGAUAAUCUGUGGAUUUGCGAUUUGUCCGUCAUGCCUGUCAGCCCAGAGGCAAACCCUUCGCUUACUCUGGCUGCGCUCUCCUUGAGAUUGGCUGAGCAUUUGAGCGGCAACGCUGAGUAA
Molecule: messenger RNA, 1626 nt
Organism: Fusarium sp. VM40
Lineage: Eukaryota; Fungi; Ascomycota; Sordariomycetes; Hypocreales; Nectriaceae
Source: the annotation of a GenBank genome assembly